Messenger RNA from Prorocentrum cordatum, 737 nucleotides. The record is from the annotation of a GenBank genome assembly. NCBI's taxonomy places the organism in Eukaryota, Dinophyceae, Prorocentrales, Prorocentraceae.
AGCACGGGCCCCGUUCCGCCGCGGGCCCCCCCCCCCGGCGGAGCGCCGCGCGCCCCGCGCGCGCCUGGAGCACCUUGCGAGGCGGCGCCGCCGCCGAUACCACGCCAAAAUGGUUGUGGACAAAAGGCAGCUGGUGGAAAACGGCCCCGCCGAGGUGAUCGAGCCCUGCGACAUCGCCCUCGGCCGGAUGAUUGGCACCGGCAGGACAGCCGAGGUGUUUCUCGGCCUCUGGAACGGCAAGCAGGUGGCUAUUAAGCAGCUCUACGCGCAGCGCAUGAACGAGUCCGAGACGAUAGCGUUCCAGCGGGAGGUGUCCAUCCUGGUGAAUGUGAACCACCCGAACCUCGUCAGGCUACUCGGCUACUGCAUGUCGUCGGCACCCAAGCACCUGGUGUGCGAGUAUUGCGAGGGAGGCACCCUCUUCGAGAUGCUGCACAACCAGCGGGACCUGGAUCUGGCGCUGGUGCAGCAGGUCAAGAUGUGCACCGACAUAGCGCACGGGAUGGACUACCUGCACAAGUUUACGCCGCAGAUCGUCCACAGGGACCUCAAGUCCCUCAACCUCCUGCUCGCCAAGCCGCUGACGGGCCUCGGCGACAUUCCCGUCGUCAAGGUGACCGACUUCGGCCUGGCGCGCGUCGUGGAGCCCCACGACAGGAAGGCGCUGACGUCGUUCGUGGGCACCAUCCACUGGAUGGCCCCAGAGAUGUUCGACAGCAGAAGCUACGACGAGAAGG